AUGCAAUCUCUAAUACUACAAAGGAGAACAGGCGUUAUUUCGCCUCUUGAGUUUUCACGAACAUUGGCCGAUAAAAACUAUCAAUCCCAAUUGUUUCAAACGGCAAAAUACAAUGUUUUCCCCAUGAAUGCGCACCAUAAUGCACUGGUGAAUGCCCUAUCGAUGGAUUCAGAUGAAAAUAGGUUUCUCCUUAGCGGAUGCGGUGAUUCGAGUAUAAAAAUAUGGGACACGAACGAGCAAGAGAAGAUUAGAGAAGAGAAUGAAAUCGAUUUGAGCAAAAUGAAUCAUCCGGCAAAGUAUGAUUUGUUUGACUAUGAUAACCCCGUUUCUGUCUUUAAGAACAUGGCAACAGUGCCACGGAAAACCGAGCAUCAAUUUGGAGUUUCGGCGAUUCAAUGGUGGCCCUACGAUACCGGUAUGUUUGUCUCAUCUUCCUUUGACCACACCAUAAAGGUUUGGGAUACAAAUGAGCUUUGUUCAGUUCAUACUUUCAACCUCAACAACAGAGUUUACUCAGUCGACCUUAAUGGACCGAAAUCACUAGUUGCUGCAGCGAGUGACCAGCCAUUUAUUAGAAUCUUGGAUGUGAGGUCUACUUCGAGUGCACAUACUCUCAAGGGACACAAGGGCAAAACACUCUCAGUCAAGUGGCACCCAUUAAACGAGCAUCUCUUGGCUUCUGGUGGGUACGACGGUCAGGCCAAGAUUUGGGAUAUUCGACGGAGCGAAAACCUAUUGUGCCUGUUAGACAUGCAUCAUACAAACAAACAGGCAAAUACAACCUUUGGUUUAAAAAAAACCACAUCGACAUCAAUAUCUGCACCUGCUUCUGCAAAAGCGCAUCUGGGACCUGUUAAUGGGCUUUCUUGGGAUGAGCUGGGUACAACAUUAUACACGGCUGGUAACGAUGACAAGAUCCGAGUUUGGGAUAUGGUAGGGUCCUCUUAUCCACCAGUGAACAAACUUAUCAACUUUGGACCUUUGACUCGCAACAAGUAUACGCAAACAAUACCCAUACUAUUGAACCCAAUGGGCGAAACCAAUUUGCAAUACCUUCUAUUUCCAUCAGAGAGUGGAGAAAUCUUAGUCCAUAGGACAAUCGAUGGUAAGUUGGUCAAUAGGUUGGGCAGAAAAGGGUCCAAAAAUAUAGGCAGAACUUGCUCGAUGUGCAAUGGAGGUCCAAACACUGGUAGCUAUAUUUGUGGCACUGUUGAUGGCGAGUUGAUCUGCUGGCAGGUCUUUUCCGACUACAUCGAUCUCUCAGAAAUUUUUGAGGAAAGAAAGGAAGAGGAAGAAGAUGUAGAAAGAUUAUUACUAAAAAAGCACACUUUAGCACUUAAAGCCAAAAAUUUGAUGAAGUCAUUGGAGGUUUGA
Lodderomyces elongisporus is the source of this 1374-nucleotide messenger RNA. RefSeq lists its product as uncharacterized. The coding region runs from base 1 to 1374 and encodes 457 amino acids. Gene Ontology annotation, molecular function: protein binding. Gene Ontology annotation, cellular component: nucleotide-excision repair complex; Cul4A-RING E3 ubiquitin ligase complex. Gene Ontology annotation, biological process: proteasome-mediated ubiquitin-dependent protein catabolic process; protein polyubiquitination; transcription-coupled nucleotide-excision repair. The record is from RefSeq and is a predicted model, not a curated record. The transcript has a single exon. NCBI's taxonomy places the organism in Eukaryota, Fungi, Ascomycota, Pichiomycetes, Serinales, Debaryomycetaceae.